Messenger RNA from Vanrija pseudolonga, 1567 nucleotides. RefSeq lists its product as uncharacterized. The record is from RefSeq and is a predicted model, not a curated record. Lineage: Eukaryota; Fungi; Basidiomycota; Tremellomycetes; Trichosporonales; Trichosporonaceae. The transcript has 2 exons. Bases 1 to 1356 code for a protein of 451 amino acids.
AUGACAGCCCGCAUCCCCCAGCUGUAUGCGCCCCGCCCGCCAGCGGCCGCCUCGAGGCCAGUACCGCCGCCGACCGACGUGCCCGAGCCCGUCAACCCCUUUGCGUCGACCGAGGCGCUCGUGGCGCCGCGCUCCAACGCUGCGCCAUCAGCAGGCGGCGGCGGGCUCGCACCGCCCGUGACCGACGCCGAGCUGAACCGCAACUCUGCCAACCUGAGCUCUAUCGGGGACCUGUUCAUGGGCGGCGACUCUGACGACGAGGAGACAAUGGCGCCGCCGAAGAAGGCUGCAGGAAGGGCACGGUCCAACACGAUCGAGACAAAGUACGCGACCGUCGACCGCGCGGCGCUGCACGCCCGCGUGCGCAGCCUCGAAGGCUCGGUUGAAGACGGCGGGUCAGACUACGACGCGGACGACAAGAGCACGACCAUCAGCUCGGGCGCGCGUAUCUCGUUCAACGGCAGCUCGCACGCCCGAGCGCUCGUCCAGCCCAUGCGCAACAAGUCGAUUCUGCGCAAGGCCGGCGAGGAGCGCGAGCCGCAGCAGCAGCGCAACCAGGUGCAGUUCUCGGGCCAGUCGACGCCGCCGCCGCAACAGCAGAGGCAGCUGCAGCAGCAGGCGCCGUCGCCCCAGCAGCAGCAGCAGCAGCAGCAGCAGCAGUUCCAGCAGCCCUCGCCGCAGUCCUACCCGGCCAACAACCUCCCGGCAGGGCCACCGCGCCAGCCCGUCGUGAUCAACUUCCCCACGCCCAACAUUGCGUCCCCUCCGACACCGACGACGCCUACCCGCGGCGGCGGUAGCCCACAGCCGCAGCUGCACGCGCCGCGCCCGGAGCGGCCGACGGUGAAUGUGCACAUGCAGACGCCGAUCUCGCACCCGCCCAUCUCGCCGAUGCUCGCUGCGCCGCCACGCGCCGUCAUCUCGCCGCUGACGCCGCCCGCCAGUCCCGGAAUACAGGCGUUUGACCAGCUACGCGAGAAGCACGCGGCCUUCCGCGAGGGCGAAGACGAGGUGUUCACGCCGUUCUCGCCGCGCGCGCGCCAGGCCGGCCCGCGUGUCCGCGCGCCCCAGGCCAAGUCGGGCCUCGCGGCGCGCAUGUCCCGCCCGUUCACUAUGGGCCCUGUCGACUUCUGGAAGCGCUUCUCCACCGCUGGCCACCUUGCGCGCCACGAUAAGGAGUCCCAGUGGAUCUCGGACCACAAGCGGAGCAUCUUUAGAAACCCGUACUUUACGUUCCCGCUGAUUCUCUCCCUCCUCGCCGUCGGCGCAGUCAUCACCUUUGUCAUCAUCAAGCUCCACAACCAGCCCUCACUAGGACAAGGCCCAGUGCCCGCCCCAUCAGCCGCCACGUCCUAGAAACUACUCCUUUCGCAUCUGUCACCAUCGUCACCCCCGUCACCCACCCACCUCGUCACCCACCUCGCCCCGCCACGCCCCACGCCGCCAUGUUGUUCGUCCCAUUCAUCUCUCCACUGUUGAGCAGGCUCCUAGAUUCCACCCACACACCGCGCAUGUCUGGUACUUGCCUGCCCAUUGUCCCAUUGCUACUUUGCACACUGUCCAUGCC